Molecule: messenger RNA, 1124 nt
Organism: Ornithodoros turicata
Lineage: Eukaryota; Metazoa; Arthropoda; Arachnida; Ixodida; Argasidae
Exons: 6
Coding region: 112-1107 (331 amino acids)
Source: RefSeq, a predicted model, not a curated record
AAUACUGCAGACUCCGUUGGAGUCCGAGCAGGAGUGCUCUCUGACACUACACAGACGUGACUACACAGAAAAUUUGAACAUCCGCAUUCCUUACAGGUGCAUGAUACGACUAUGUCUUCACCAGUGAUGGAGCCAGCCGAUGAGUCAUUCCGCAUAUCUGAAGACGACAGUUUUGAAUGUGGUGUGCCCUCUGCUUCACCAAUUGAUCAGAAGAAGUACAUCGUAUUUGAAGCUCCAUUGUUAGAACUGUUCGAGAAAUGCAGGACUUGCGGUGCGGCGUGCAAAGUGGGCACAGAGGUUCGAGGGACACUUCUCACCGUAAAAGCUGAGUGCCCAAGUGAGCACACUUUAUCUUGGAAAAGCCAGCCAGAGGUGAACAGGAUGGCUGCAGGAAACAUCUUGCUGUCUGGCGCAAUACUUUUCAGUGGGGCUAGUGCAACCAAGGUUCUCCGGUUACUCGAGUCAAUUAAUGUUCAGGUGAUCUCGAAGGUAGCAUACAACACCUACCAGAGAGGGUGCCUACUCCCUGCCGUGACACAGGUCUCGACUACAGAAAGAGAAUGCCUGCUCUCGUCACUUCAAGACAGGAACGUGGACCUUUUGGGUGAUGGCAGGUGUGACUCCCCUGGGCACUCUGCUAAGUACCUCACAUACAGCUUUAUGGAUGCAGCAUCACAGAAGAUCAUCAACUCUGUGCAAAUUCAGGUCGGGGAGUCAGAAGAUAUUAGAUCCAGCAGCCACAUGGAAAAGGCCGGGUUCAUAAGGUGCCUGGACGAAGUGAAGUGCAAGGGCAUUACAGUUGCAUCUAUCACUACUGAUCGCCAUCCUUCUGUCCGAAAGCACAUGCGUGAGAAUGAGCCAACCAUUGUCCAUGGAUUUGACAUCUGGCAUGUUGUAAAAGGGAUGAAGAAAAAGCUUGAAGCUGCAGCCAAUUCCCGUGCAUGUGCUGCCCUAAAACCAUGGGUGCAGCAUAUUUGUAACCACCUUUACUGGUGUAGUGGCAACUCUGAGGGGAAUACAGAGUUUCUGCUUAGCAUGUGGAGAAGUAUGAGCUUACGUACUCUAAUGAACUGUAUCGUCAUUCAGGAGACAGUGUAUAUUAACUAAGAGAUAAUGCAUCUAGG